Messenger RNA from Drosophila bipectinata, 1343 nucleotides. Its product is annotated as beta-1,3-galactosyltransferase 1-like. Gene Ontology annotation, cellular component: Golgi membrane. NCBI's taxonomy places the organism in Eukaryota, Metazoa, Arthropoda, Insecta, Diptera, Drosophilidae. The record is from RefSeq and is a predicted model, not a curated record. Gene Ontology annotation, molecular function: hexosyltransferase activity.
UCUUUCAACCCUUUGAAAGACAAUCACUAUUCCUCACAACUCUCCCAGACACACUCCAAAACUUUUAAAAUUUAUAAAAUAAUAUUUAAAUAUUCUUAAAAAUGUUGCCAUAUCGCAAGAGAAGAGUCUUGCUAGCUUUGGUUUUACUUUUAAUGACAUUUCUGAUCUACAAGGCAUUUGAAUUCAAUGAUAAUGAUUUCAUAAACCGACGAGCACAACUCCAAGAUUGGGGAGAUAAUAAAUCCAGAAAAACAAGAGAUUACCUGGAUCCGGAUAAGAAAACAGCCUUGAUAAUUCCAAAAGGAUUCUGCCAGGAAAAGGCCUUUCUUAUAAUAGCUGUUGCCUCCAAGUUGGAGAACUUUAAACAGCGCUCUAUUAUCCGCAACACAUGGGGCAAUACUACCGAUUUUAAUUAUCCAACUUUUGUCAAGUUCCAUGGAUAUUCAGUGGAAAACUAUCUGCCACCUUUGGCCGAACAUAUGAACCUCUUUAAGGACUAUUUAGAGGGCAGAGGUGAGCUAAUGAGGCUCAAAGUGCAAUUAAUUUUCGUUGUGGGUCGAAGUCAGGACAAAAAUAGCACAUUAUUUAUAAAGAAAGAAGCCGAAAUGCACAACGAUAUCAUUCAGGAGGACUUUAUGGAUAGCUAUCAGAAUCUCACAAUAAAGUCAGUGAUGAUCCUAAAACAUAUAGCCACAAGUUGUACCAACAACUCGGCUUUCUUUUUAAAAUGCGAUGACGAUUCUUUUGUGAAUAUUCCCAAUCUUCUGCACUAUUUACUGGGAGGCACCAUACCCCUCUAUCAGGAUACUUUGGAAUAUUAUGAUCACGUUUCCUAUACACCCAUGGAUCGGCUUAUUGAAACCCAGAAUCUGAUAAUGGGGCACAGAUUCUGCAUGGUCCUGCCAUCCAGAGAUGUCUCUGACAAAUCAUACAUGCCAUCCUCUAUAUAUCCUUUUGACGUAUAUCCCGUCUAUAUAUCCGGAUCGGGUUAUCUGCUUUCUAUGGACGUAGUGCCAAAGCUAUAUGGUAUUGCUUUGAAUAUGACUUUUGUGCCCUUGGAGGAUAUCUUUAUAACCGGAAUCUGUGCCGAAAUAGCCGGAAUCCAGAGACGCCAUCAUCCACUUUUUAGGUUUUAUUCCUCGGAGGGAGUGUGCAGCCUAAAGGGCAGCAUCGUAACCCACCGGGUGGAGAACUGGGAGCUGGCUUGGAGCAUGCUAGUUUUAGACUCGAACAUUACAUGCCAGGCUAUUCCACUUCAACAAAUAAAUUGGCCACCAAAAUGGGCCAAAGACAAGUUUACAAAAACUGCCACCAAAUGGCCAAGUGGCGCCACUCAGAUGUAA